Molecule: messenger RNA, 2360 nt
Organism: Psylliodes chrysocephalus
Lineage: Eukaryota; Metazoa; Arthropoda; Insecta; Coleoptera; Chrysomelidae
Source: the annotation of a GenBank genome assembly
GAAGAAAUAACACCAAAUGAGAUUGACACGUAUGAGUUGAAUCUCAAUUUUUUGAGUUCAUCUCAAAUCUCAAGAUUUCAAGUGAUAUAAUUUGUAAAUAGUACUUUGUAUUAGUCAAGAAAUUGUGUAAUGGCAAGCCCUAGAACACGUCGAGUUUUACAAGAGCUGAAGCCUUCGAAUGAAAAUGAUAAAUGUUUUGAAUGUGGCACUUCUCUAAAUCCACAAUGGGUGUCUGUUACAUAUGGAAUAUGGAUUUGCUUAGAAUGUUCCGGAAAGCACCGAGGUUUAGGCGUGCAUUUGUCGUUCGUACGUUCCGUAACAAUGGACAAAUGGAAAGACAUAGAAUUGGAAAAAAUGAAAGUUGGAGGUAACCGAAACGCUAGGCUAUUUUUUGAAUCGCAACCCGAUUGGGACGACGAUAUGUCCAUUCAGCAGAAGUACAAUUCGAAAGCAGCUGCAUUAUAUAGGGAUAAGAUAUCGACAUUAGCCCAAGGAAAACCAUGGGACGAGAAAACGUCGCCUGCUCAAAAUUAUACAAGUAGUUUUAUUGGUACUAACUCGUCGUCGCGAUCCAAAACUGCUAGAGAUAAUUACGUGUCUUCCUCCUCUUAUCAAUCGUCUAGCGAAAAUUACGACAGCGGCUAUCAGAAUAUGAAUACGCAAGAGUUCAAGGACCAGACGUCAUCGUUCUUUGCCAAAAGACAAAUGGAGAACGCUAAUAGACCCAAUCAUAUUCCUCCCAGCCAAGGCGGAAAAUACAGCGGUUUCGGUUAUACCAAGGACCCACCACCUCGGAGCCAAUCUCAAGAGUUCGUAGACACCGCUAUUUCAUCAUUGGCUAGUGGUUGGUCAUUUCUGUCGUCGUCAGCGACAAAACUAGCAAGCAAGGCGUCAGAAAACGCCGUCAAAUAUGGAGGACUUGCCAGCCAGAAGGUAGUUGAAGUUAGUUCACAUGUAGGGGAAAAGGUUAAAGAGGGCACUCUAUUAGAAGAGUUUGGUACGCAAGUUACUAGUGUGGCAAAUAAGAUGGGCGAAUUAGGUAGAAAAGGAUGGAAAGAGGUGAGCAACUUAAACAACGAGAGUAGUUCCGGUGGUUAUGGGGAGGUGGCCGGUGAUAAUUAUUCACCAAGUGAAAAAUCGUCGUUGUACAGCCAAGGAAACGGAUACGUCAGGGAGGAGGAUUGGAGUUAUAGUAGUCAACACGGUUCCAAGGCUUCGAGUCCAAAAUCACCUAACGAGAGUUGGGAUGGCGGUUGGAGCGGAUACCAGAAUGAGGAGAACGGCAGUUAUCAAACAGGUUUAAACGUAAAAAACUAUUUAUCCAAUAGUGCCACUACGACCACCACCACCAUUGAAAAAUCCAAUCGAACAACUAGCAAAGAAGAAACCAAAACAAAAGACGUUAAAAACAAUUGGAACGAAAAGUGGGGGGACGACGAAUUGUGGGAGAGCUUAAACAAGUGAAUUUAGGAUUUUUUUCUAUAUCUUUUAAAUGAAACGAUUUUGGUCAAUCUGGAGAGAAACUGAAAUUAUAACGGAUUUGUUAUAUGGAAUAUAAUAAUCAAUGUUAGUCAUAAUUUAUGCAUCGGUAACGUGUAAGAUUAAAAAAAAAAAACACUUAAUAUACAUAUUUAUAUUAAUCCCUUUACAAGUUAUAAAAUAAUUUGUAUUGUUCGGAAAUAGGGAUCUGUUCGUUUUAACUUAACCAUUCAAAACGGUAAAGUGAAUGUUUUAAUGCAGGCUUCGUUUGAACUACUGCUUUUAAAAUGGUGCAUUUAAUCUAAUACAUUUUACAGAUUUAUUUGAACUAUUAAUGUAUUUUAAACAAAGAUUAAUUGAACUACUGGCUUUUAUAACAGUAGAUUUGAACUACUGUGUUUAAAACGUCAGUUUAUUUGGAUUUCUGCUUUAAAAACUGACUAUACUAAAAUAUUUUAUAACCAUCUAUAUUUACUAUAAAAAAAGGUGAUUUAAUUAAAACGAACAGAUCCGAAAAAGAUGAUCUUGUUAAAAUUGUGGUUGUCUGAUUGAUGGACCAAGACCUCCUUUUUUCACUUAGUCAUAACUCAUUUCUAUGUGAAAGAUCACGUAACUGGAAAAUAGAAAGGAAUUUAAUAUUAGUUCAUCAACUAAACAGCAGAUAUAAAUAAGAUAAUGUUGGUUAAUAGUAAAUUUUUCAAAUUCAUUGUACAGUGUGUCUCAAAUUUAUAUUACAUGUAUUGAUUAAUCUAUGAUAAUUAUCAACAAAGAAUAAUUACAAAUUUUUAAUAGGUGUUUUAAUGAGAAAAUCAGACUUUUAAAUAGUUCUGUUAAUUUAUCAAAUGUCACGCAAUAUUAAUUUACACUGAUUUUAAAUUAGU